Messenger RNA from Thelazia callipaeda (thelaziosis nematode), 3149 nucleotides. The record is from the annotation of a GenBank genome assembly. NCBI's taxonomy places the organism in Eukaryota, Metazoa, Nematoda, Chromadorea, Rhabditida, Thelaziidae.
AUGGAUUGCGAAGAGAUUCCCCCAGAAGUCGAGGCUAAUAGACAAAGUCAGCUUGUAUUCAUAACUGGACUUGAUAUUGUUAAUGACAAAACACAUGCAUCAGUCCUGUCUACUUUGACUAGUAAUCGUGCAUCGGAUCGUCCACCUUUGAAUUUCGUGAUGAUCGAUGGUACUCAAAUAUUUAAUGAAUCAGCGCAACACCAACCAAAGGUUUCACAGACCAAACAUGGAUUCAUUAAAAAAAGUUGGUUUAAAAAAUAUGUCACUGAAGUACCAGCUGUUGUCGUUUUAUUUGCUGAUUUAAAUUUAAAUCAUCCUUCCUGGAAUGAGAAAGUUACCGAAUGUCAGUCAAAGAUCUCUUCGCUCAGGACAUGCAUCGGAAAGUAUGCAACUAGGGUUUGUAUCGUGCUAUUGCAACAAUCUUAUCCAGUGGAUAGUCCAGUAGCUGCGGAACAAACAAAUAAACUAUGUCAAAGUUGUCAGGUCUCACCCAAACAGUUAUUUAUUGUGCCUACAGAUGAGCGAAUGUUUGCAUCAGUUGUCAAACUUGAAAUUGCUUUACAUGAAUUAGCACAAGCAUUUUACCAACAUUGUUUGAAAUCAGUUCGAGCACGACCAAUAGCUAAUAACUCUACGAAUCUUAUCAUUCGCCAACAAUUCAAGCUGGGAUUUCUUUCGGAACUACGACAGGAAACUCAUAUGGCACUCAGACAUUAUAAGCUUGCAUACCAAUACUGUACUCAAUAUGAAGACUUCGAAUGUGAUUUCUCUGAGUUGCGUACAGUGGCUGGACUUCUUAAUUACAAGAUUUGUCAACUGUUGUUUCUGCAUAGUUUGGCUUUAGAAGCAUUAUCUCAACAGCGAAGACAUGUUGGCGCAUUUUUUAAUUGUAGUCCUGGUCUGUAUCCAACUUUGCACCUUGCUUCAAUUGAGCACUCGUUAUGGAAAGGCAAGCAGUGCUCUUUGUUUGCAAAUUUGUUUGAUCGAUCAGUGAUAGAUGGUUUGGUCACCACUUCAUCUCAACAUCCUGGGAUGUAUCUUCAAAUCGCAGCUUAUUUCUAUCGUCAAGCAAACGAAACUAUAAUUGAAAUGAAGUCAUUACCUAGAGUAUGUGAACCAAUUUUGAGUCCUUGGACACCAGAUUCAGUAGUUUUUUAUGGACAGCGACCAUGGAAAGUAGGAGUCAUGGGUGAUAAAAAUGUUGGUCUGUCUACUGCGGAAACUGUGAACACUGUCCGUUAUGACCUUGAGGAGCUGUGCUCUCCAGACUAUGACCGAUGUAUCGCUUUGUUGUCUGCUGCAAUGUCACAGUUCAAAAAGCACAAAUGUUCACGAAUGCAACGUUUUAUCAUGUUUUUGAUAUCUGAAGAGUACUUUUCCUCUGAACAGUACAAAAAGGCUUUGCAGUUGAUUUCACAUAUAAUUUCGGAAUGUUCUCGGGAAGGUUUCACGCAACCGAUUCCAGUACUUCUACUACGUGGCCUCAUCAAUGCGCAUCGUAUCGCUGAUAUAAAAGGAUAUAUGACUAUGUCUUUUCAAAUGCUAAAUCUUCGCACAUUCCCGACAUGUGAUUUUAUGACAGAAAAACUCAUGGAAAAUAUUUUGCUUAUUCGUUUAAAUAAUUUUCCGAAGCCGCUCGUAUAUAACUUCAAUUAUGAAAUGAAAGAGAAAAAAAAAUGCGAAGAAUUAUGGAAAUCUGUGUAUGCUGAGAGAGUAUUUUUCUCCAUAAAUGCUCCGCGUAUUGAUGCAUUUGUUCGAGCUCGAGUUGCAUUUCUUAGCAGUACUGCGGACAUUAUUAGCUCUAAAUCAGUGAUUUUUCUUAUGGUCGCUCUUUCAUCGUACUCCAAAAGUGAAUUCUACUUCGAAAAAUUAAGAGUUACUGUCAUUGAUGACAGUAGCAAAUGUGAGCAACAGCCUAUGUAUGAGUUUACAGAAGAUAAUAUUGUAGUAUGUCCGGAAAAAGAAACUGUAAAAAUAUUCAAGAUUCCAUUAUCCGACUCAUCUUUUACAGUUAACAAAAAUCUCGUGGUAAAUGGAUUGAGUUUGGAGAUCGGUUCCAUUCAUUCAUCAGUAUAUGGCACUUUAGAUUGGGAUGCGCAAUCAUUGUCUUAUGGUACUUGCGAUAAUUCUUACAGAAUUUCAAUCAUGGAUGCCUGUGUUGGUCAAACUACAAUCCCGAUUAAAUCGCGUGAAGUUAAUUUUCGCCUUGAUCACACUGAAAAAAAUGAAGCAUUGCUUGGCGAAAUUGCUACAUUGCCUUUGUUGUUCAUUUGUGAAGAAGAUGGAUCAGUUGAAAAUGUUAAAAUGGAAUGGUAUGUGGAUACCAAAGACGACGCAGAAAAUGCGCUAGUUUUUGUUGACGAAGAAAAUCAGUUUAUUUCAAAUGGUUCAAAAGUUUUGGAUCACAGCAGUACUCAAAUUUCACCGUUUCAGAUUGGGCUGAAGAUACCUUACUGUGUGCAGAAGUUGUGCACUGUUAAUAUUUGCAUCAUGAUUUCUGCACUGGUUAAUAGUGUAAAAGUUCAAAAACUGUUUUUAAUUCCUGUGCGAUCGCGACCACCAUUUGAAAUGAGCUGCAGUAUUUUUUCUUCGAAUAACGAAUUAAUCAACAGUCCUUUCACGAAAACCGAUCUGUUUAUUCAAAUCAAAAUAACAGUAAUCUCAGACAUGGUUGUUAUGGAUGUAUCAUGGGAACCGAGUCCUGAACUAGAAGUUAGUGAAAGCGAAAAAGUACUUCUAGAAGGGCUAUUCCUUGAUCCUUCAGAUGAAGUGCUAUAUUUACAAGAUGAGAUACUUGCUCUUCGUGCUCCAUUUCAAUUUUCAUUUGCGGAAGAGAGUAAACUGUGUGAUUUGGGAGAAUUAUCUAUACGUUGGCGAAGAGAUGGAUCAAUGCAGAGUUGUGUUGUAUCUAAACUCAAUAUUGGUUCAGUGCUUGUUAAGAAUUCUCCUUUGUUAGUGAAAACAUUAUUUCGAGAAGCAUAUCUUGUUGUCCGUGUACCUGUGUCAGUCGGUUUCACCAUCUCCAAUUUAUUUACUAGAACGAUUGAUCUGCAAAUAAUAUUGGAACCUUCAGAUAUGUUCAUGUUUGCUGGAAACAAAAAGGUUUUACUUCAUAAAGUUUUUUCGUACUAUCUUUCUGCUGUAUAAAA